UUUGUUUUUGUUUACAUUCUUCUUCACUUAAGUUCUCAAGCAGAGAGCGAGAUGUUCCUUAGACGUUUUUCCACGCUAGUCCUGAGGCGAUACUCCACAGCCAAGACACCAAAAGAAUGGGUAAAAGACAAAGAUAUAGCUGUCACGGCGCUAAGACCGAAAAAGGCGAAAUCUGAUCGAAUAUACCAGCAUCAAAACUUUUCCGAUAUAAAAAUGAUACGGACAGUGGGUGGUAAAGGCGGCGAUGGGUGCAUAUCCUUUCUCCAAUUAUGGUGUAACGAAAGGGCCGGACCAGAUGGUGGAGAUGGCGGCAACGGUGGUCACAUAAUUUUUGAGGCAUCUUCUAAUGUCUCAAAUCUAUAUCACAUAUCGAAUAAAAUCUAUGGUGAUGAAGGACAAAAAGGUACCGACAAGAAUUGUCAUGGCAAAAAUGCCAAACACACUAUCGUAAAAGUCCCCAUUGGCACAAUUAUUCGCAAUGAGAAAGGGGAAAUUAUUGGAGAUCUUAGUCGCGAAGGAAUGAUGUUCAUCGCCGCACGAGGUGGUGCCGGUGGCAAGGGCAAUGCUUUCUUUGCUAGUGAAAAACAGAAUGCACCAAAAAUAUGUGAACACGGUCCACCGGGGGAAGAUGUUAGCUACAUAUUGGAAAUGCGUUGUAUAGCAGAUAUUGGCAUCAUAGGCUUUCCUAAUGCCGGCAAGAGUACACUAUUGAAUGCCAUUAGUAGAGCUCGGCCCAAAGUGGCUCCAUAUGCCUUUACGACAUUGCGACCUAACAUUGGUAUGAUACAAUAUGCAGAUAAUUUUCAAUUGGCAGUGGCUGAUCUUCCUGGCAUCAUAGAAGAUGCCCAUCGUAACAAAGGUUUGGGAUUGCAAUUCUUAAAACACGCAGAACAUUGUACAGCAUUAAUGUUUCUAUUGGAUGCCAGUGCCCAGGAACCAUGGGUACAAUACGAAACAUUGUUGUAUGAAAUGAGUCAAUUUAGCAAAAAAUUGGCAUCUUAUCCAAAGAUAGUUGUAGCAAAUAAAGUUGAUGUGCCCGAAGCAAAGGAAAACCUCCUGGAAUUGAGAGAGAAAAUCAAUAUGCCUGUUAUUGGCAUCAGUGCCAAAGUUGGUACAAAUCUAAAAGAGUUGUUAAAGGCAAUGCGAAUAAUUCAUGAUGAAAGAAAGGCUGUAGUUAAUGAAUAAAGUUUAAUUUAUAGAAAAAGAGA
This is a messenger RNA of Musca domestica (house fly), 1208 nucleotides long. Its product is annotated as mitochondrial ribosome-associated GTPase 2. Gene Ontology annotation, cellular component: mitochondrion. NCBI's taxonomy places the organism in Eukaryota, Metazoa, Arthropoda, Insecta, Diptera, Muscidae. The transcript is spliced from 2 exons. Gene Ontology annotation, molecular function: GTPase activity; magnesium ion binding; GTP binding. The record is from RefSeq and is a predicted model, not a curated record. Bases 52 to 1185 code for a protein of 377 amino acids.